This is a messenger RNA of Artibeus jamaicensis (Jamaican fruit-eating bat), 1041 nucleotides long. RefSeq names its product testis-specific Y-encoded protein 2-like. Bases 1 to 1041 code for a protein of 346 amino acids. NCBI's taxonomy places the organism in Eukaryota, Metazoa, Chordata, Mammalia, Chiroptera, Phyllostomidae. Gene Ontology annotation, biological process: nucleosome assembly. The record is from RefSeq and is a predicted model, not a curated record. Gene Ontology annotation, cellular component: chromatin; nucleus. The transcript is spliced from 5 exons. Gene Ontology annotation, molecular function: chromatin binding; histone binding.
AUGGAGGCCGAGGCUGAUGGUGGGGCCCAGGGUGCUUGUGACUCCCUGUUGGCCUUGGCACAGGAAGGUGAUGCUGUGGAGGUGAGGGCCCAGGAGCUGUGCAGUGUAGACGUGGGAUUAGGACUGGACCACGUGUGCCAGGCGUUGGCAGUGGACCAAAUCUUGGUGUCUGGGGACAGUCUCUUGGCUGCAGGGAGUGCAAGUGUGGCAGCAGCAGGUGCGGAGUUGAGGCCACAUGAGGUGGGCAGAGGGGAGGCUGUGUUGGCUGAGUCGCAGCUGGGGGACCAUGAAAAGCCUGAGGUCCAGCAGAGUGCUUCCAUGGCUGAGCUAUUGGAGGAGGAGCAGGGACGGCAGAGUGCACUGGUAUCAGGGGAGCAGUUUGUGGCAGAAGGGGCAGACCUCAUGCACGUGGUGCAGGUUUGGGCAGAGGAUGAAAGUUUGGGGUCAGAGGCAAAGGUCUGGUUAGACCUGCAUGUGGGCAGGCAGGAGGAGGUGUUGGCUGAGGGCUCCUUAGCAGAGGAAGAGGAGGAUGAGGUCACAGGGCGGCCAGAGGCAGCUGGGGAGUGGGACCAGCUCCUUGACCAACAGCAGUUUGUCAACCUCCCUGAGUUGUCAGCCAUGAUCAGUGAGCAAGAUGAAAGCAUGCUGAGCUUCAUGACUGACUUGAAGGUGGAGAAAGGCAGUGAUCGCUGCAAGAUGGUGCUCUUGUUUCGCAGGAACCCCUACUUCUGCAAUGAUAUGAUUGUCAAGGAGUACCUCAUCACCCUGACAGGGUACAGGUCCUGCUAUUCCACUCCCAUUCAGUGGCACAAGCGGUAUGGACGGCAGGCCUACAGGCGCAAGCACAACAACAGCAGCCUUAACUUCUUCAACUGGUUCUCUGACCACAGCCUGGCAGGCUCUGGCAGGAUUGCAGAGUGCAUCUGUGGUGACCUGUGGUCCAAUCCCCUGAAGUACUACAGGAGGAAGAUGGCAGCAGUUGAGGGGUCCGAGGAGAGGACAGGUGAAGAGUCCUUGGCUGGGUACUGGGCCGAGGUUUAG